This is a messenger RNA of Alternaria incomplexa, 399 nucleotides long. RefSeq lists its product as uncharacterized. Bases 1 to 399 code for a protein of 132 amino acids. The record is from RefSeq and is a predicted model, not a curated record. The transcript has a single exon. NCBI's taxonomy places the organism in Eukaryota, Fungi, Ascomycota, Dothideomycetes, Pleosporales, Pleosporaceae.
AUGUUCCGCAUCCAACCCGCACGCGCCGUACAACGCGCAACCUUCUCUCGCGCAGCCAUCGUUCGCCCUCGCUUCCUCAGCACAACUCCAGCACGCUUCGCUCAAAAAGAUGCGCAAGACAAAGACUCGCUGAAGCCCCGGUCGACCGAGUACUCCAAGUCUGGCUCCGACGAUGGCGCCGCACACUCCGACGCUGCCUUCGACCCUAAACAGACCAGCCCAGAGGAGGCAGAGGCAACUGCUGAGAAGGAGGCUGGAGGUCCACAGAACAGCUUGAACGCCAGCCCGGGCAACAAGAAGGUCAGCGAACCCAACAGCCCAGACGUUGGUGGCAAUGGCGGCGCGCCGGACAAGAAGAGCAGCGGUGGAGGCAGCGCACCUAAGAACAGCACAGGAUAG